Messenger RNA from Syngnathus typhle (broad-nosed pipefish), 3732 nucleotides. RefSeq names its product glutathione hydrolase 7. Gene Ontology annotation, biological process: glutathione catabolic process. The transcript is spliced from 16 exons. The record is from RefSeq and is a predicted model, not a curated record. Bases 582 to 2612 code for a protein of 676 amino acids. NCBI's taxonomy places the organism in Eukaryota, Metazoa, Chordata, Actinopteri, Syngnathiformes, Syngnathidae. Gene Ontology annotation, cellular component: plasma membrane. Gene Ontology annotation, molecular function: glutathione gamma-glutamate hydrolase.
UGGCAACGUAAAAUGGCUGCCCUAUAGCCUCAUCCGCAAGGGUUCUAUUGGUAGUCCAUGCAUCCAUUCAAAUGCAUCUCUGAGAUGCCGUUGCGCGCACUUAGGCGCUCCAACUGUGGACACGGAGUGAUGGCUUCGGAGAUUAAUGGGAACGGAAUGAACUGCCUCUUUGAAUCCACACUCUCAGCGGGCGUUCGAGUUUCCAAACGCGCCCAAUAUACGUGACGUCCAUGGAAGGAGGAGGCGGAGGAGAUUACAAGGAUGACAACAACAACAGUCACUGUGGCACUUCUGUUUGUGGACACGCACGGGUUGUUAUUUCCAGAAAAUAUCUCAGCGUGUCUCCUAUGGUGAUAUGUUUUCCCGAACAAGUUGUGCAGGUUGGACACCCUCCCUAAACAGUGAAACACAUUCCAGCGGGGGAAACGAUCGUUUUGUUUUAGUAUUCAAGAACGACAUGACCGCGACACCUAAACACGAGUGAUAAUCCGUCAAAAGGAAUAUUUCCGAUUUCCUCACUCACCCGGCCGGCGCGGGAGGACAGGUGCAGUGAGUGACCAGCACAAUCCAGAAGAACAGCCAUGCAAAAUUCAUCCCCUGAAGUCGUGGUAGAUUACCCUCAAGGAUUUGUGGUGGCUAAAGAUGCCACUCCAGAGACAACACUGGGCAGUGCCUACUCUCCGGUGGACUACAUGAGCAUCACAAGCUUCCCGAGGUUGCCAGAGGAUGAAGUUAUCCAGGGGGACAAUGCCUUAAAAUCUCGUAAAGACGAUGAUGUCUUAGCCGAGCAAGAGACAGACCCCGAUGUGUUCUUGAGUUCUGCUCGUCUCCAGCGUCUCCCUUCCUCGGCAUCUGACCUGGCUUAUUACGAUGACGUGUCCUUGAGGGAGACCACUAGCAAUCCUUUUUCGGAAGAUUGUGCUUGCCAGAGGGAUGGUCUGAACGUCAUCAUCACAGCCUGUCUCACAUUUGCCACAGGGGUCACCGUUGCUCUCAUCAUGCAGAUCUACUUUGGAGACCCCCAGGUCUUUCACCAAGGAGCGGUGGUGACAGAUGUGGCUCGGUGCACAUCCCUCGGGUUUGAGGUUUUGGGGAAGCAGGGGUCCAGUGUUGAUGCUGCCAUCACCGCUGCCCUCUGUUUGGGCAUUGUACACCCCCACACCUCUGGUUUAGGAGGGGGGGGAGUUAUGUUGGUGCAUGACAUCCGUAAAAAUGAGACAAGAGUCAUUGACUUCCGAGAAACAGCGCCGGCUGCCAUUCGGGAAGAGUUACUCCAAACGAACCUUGAUCUCAACCCCGGUCUACUUGUUGGAGUACCAGGCAUGCUAAGUGGAAUGCAUCAGGCACACCAACUUUAUGGCAAAAUACCGUGGAAGGACGUGGUUUCUUUGGCAGCAGAUGUGGCAAGAAACGGAUUUAAUGUCACUCAUGAAUUGGCUGAAGCUCUUGCUAACGUUAAGGACCAGAACAUAUCGGAUGCAUUUCGGGAUCUGUUCCUACCUAAUGGCCAGGCUCCGCUUUCUGGAUUGUUGAGCAGACGACUGGAUUUGGCCAGCGUCUUGGAUGCAAUCGCAGUUAAAGGGAUAGCAGAGUUCUACAGUGGAAACCUGACGCAGGAAAUUGUUUCUGCGGUGCAAGCAAGUGGUGGUGUGCUCAUAGAAGAUGACUUUGGGAACUACAGCACAGUCCUACAGCAGCCAGAACACAUUAGCUAUCAAGGACACGAUGUGAUGGUGGCUCCGGCACCUCAUGCGGGUAUUGGCCUGAUCGCAGCUCUCAACAUCCUGGAAGGUUACAACAUUACCAACCAGGUGCCCAGGAACCACACCUAUCACUGGACUGCAGAGUCGGUGAAAAUAGCUUUGGCCAUGGCAAGUGGCCUAGGGGACCCCAUGUUUGACACUUCAGUCUCAGAUAUAGUCACGAGGAUGUUGAGCAAAGAACAGGCGUCCUUUCUCCGCCAAAUGAUCAGUGACUUUCAGACCUUUCCAGCCAGCCAUUACACGCCUUCGUUUAGUUUGGAAGAUGGCGUUGCAGCUGCCCAGGUCAUGAUCAUGGGCCCAGAUGACCACAUAGUCUCAGUUGUAAGUUCCUUAAAUAAACCAUUUGGCAGUCGGAUAGUGACUCCUUCAGGAAUCCUUUUGAACAGCCAAAUCAUGGCCUUCUCUUGGCCUAAUAAAACCCAAAGCUCGUCACCGAACCCUCAUAACAGCGUCCUGCCUGGAAAGCGACCAUUGUCCUUCCUGAUGCCCACUGUGGUGAGGCCGUCCAACAGGAUGUGCGGUACAUACAUUGCAGUUGGAUCCUCCAAUGGAGCAAAAGCUCUUAGUGGCAUCACACAGGUGCUGCUGAAUGUUUUGUCAUCACGUAAAAAUAUGACUGACAGUUUAUCUUAUGGUAGACUCCACCCAGAGCUGGCUACAGACACUCUACUCGUGGACUCUGAAUUUCUGGAUGAAGACAUUGAGCUCCUGCAGGGUCAAGGACACAAGGUUGAGAGGAUAGAUGUUUUGUCAUUAGUAGAGGGUACUUGGAGAACUAAUGACCUUAUCACUGGCGUGACAGACCCCCGUAGUGCUGAUGCCUUAGCCCUUGAACACUCCUGGACUUAGCUGUUGUCCAAAAACACUCCUGAAGCUGCUUCUUAAUUUUGGACACUGAAUAAAUUGAAUCACAAUGGGCUGUUCCCGGUAAAACCAAAUUUAAACAAACUGCUUAUUUAUUUUGGACACUGAACAAAUCGAAGAACAAUGGACUGUUCUGGUAAAACCAAAUUACAUAAAUGUGGUUUGAAAAUACUUUACAGCUGUUGCUUGAACAUAUUUUAUGGUCCAAGAGACUAUUUUUGGCCUGCCUACCACAGUUGAAUAUUAUCUGUUCUUCCAUCCUAAAUGACAUUCCUGAGGUGUGCUAAGCAUACAUAGAAAAAUGUGUAUCUGUUCCGUUUCAAGUUAAUCUACAAUUAAUCUAUGAAAAUAAAUGUGAAAUUUACAGAUGUAAUGUUUUCCAGGCAGGCUUCUUUGAAACCGCAUGAGCAUCUGCAAACAAUACAAUAUUGCUGCUGUACGGACACGAACAAGUUCUGUAGGUGUUGAGAGUCGUUAAUCAAUGUAACUGCGGUAAAUCUGAUUCAGUAACAAGUCUGCCAAUGAUGCAGCAUUUUAAAUUGGGCAGUAGUACAGUAAUUUUGAUGCAGCAACAAUUGUGCAAAUGGUGCGAGAACUUCUCGAGCAAUUGUCCGGCGGCGUGAUACUACUAAUCAACAAGCCAAGCUCUUCAUCUGAAUUGUUGCACCAGAGACUGACCACAAUGAAAAAAAAGUACAGUGGUUGUUACUUUGCUGUGUAACUUUGAUUAGAAGCUUAGUUAGACGUUUGACCAACGAGUUACUAGAAAAAUGUUAUUCACAAUUGUUACUGUAUUUUGAUGUGUACAGGUGUUUUUUUGUUGUGUUUUUUCAAUGCAUGCAACCACAGAUUGUUUAUUUAUAUUUCAAAUGACUUUAGGUUGCGUACAUAAAGGUUAGAAUUGAUAGCAGUUGUCAAGUUCUUAAAGUGGUUUUAUUUUAGUGUACGCUGGUGGUUUAAUUUAAUCCUAAAUAGUGCAAUAUGGCUUUCAUGCUUGUUUGUUGUCUGUAGAGUGCCAUGCACACAUUUGCACAUGAUGGGAACGAUUUUAUGUGAUUGUUUUUCAUACAUCCAUCCUCAUAAUAAAAUGGAACUGAAGACUCUA